GUCACUGAAGUUGCUCAGUAAAGCUAAUCCUUCCUGUGAAGACUUGUUUUAAAGGAAAUCCCAUCCAGGGAGAAAAAGCUUAAAACAUUUCCUUUGGACUAAGUACUCCAGCUGGAGCAUUUUUAUGUUGAAAAGGCCAUUCCCUAAAUACUAUCCAUUGCCACCAAUUAUGUUAUGUAUAUUGUUUAGUGAAGGGUCAUUUAAGGAGUCAGUUUUUCCAGGGGAGUACAGUAGUAAUUCUGAAGUCAUUUCAUGAAAUGAGAAUUCCAGUUAUGAUAUAUACAAGUAUGUGCUUGGUCAUCAAGGGGUUACUGCAAUUGACAGGAAUGAGACUGCAGGCCUCCUCAGCACUGAUUAACUCUGAAAUUGUCUCUAGGGAGUUCAGCUGCCGGCUGGUGCUGUGGUUUCCUUCCUUGUUCGCAGGUCCCCUGUCAUCAAGUUCUGCUGCAACAACGAGCCAGAACUGCAAUUUGGGCAGGUCAUGUGACCUGGCUUCCUGUAAGUUCUCUCCUUUUGAAUUGAAAGACAAGUUUUAGUGAAGAUAGUGCCAGCCUUAAUGUUUAUUCCGUGCACUGAAGCCCAGAGAUAACAGAGAUGUUGCGACGGAAGCCAUCCAAUGCAUCAGACAAGGACUCAAACCAAAAAAAGAAGCUUUCACUGCAGCGUUCCAGCAGCUUCAAGGAUUUUGGAAAGUCGAAGCCAAGUUCACCUGUCGUGAGUGAAAGGGAGUUUAAUCUGGGGAAAGAUAUUCUUGAAGAUGAAUCAGGAGUAACGGUGGAUGAGAGUAAACACAGCUCAGGCAAUCUCAGUAAGAAAUGGAGAGCUGUCAUUUCUCGCACAAUGAACAGAAAAAUGGGAAAGGAGGUUAUGAAAGCAAUGGCUCAUGAAAUGGGAGAAUCGACAGAUCCCCACUCUUUAUCUCCAAUAUCAAAUGAUGGAAGCAGUGAUGGGCUGCAUAGGAAGUCUUUAGAUCCUGAAGAAAAUCUACACUCACCCGUCAGCCACCAAACCUCUAGUGGCAGUGAGGUCUUCAGUCCAUCAUAUAUGAUCAACAACCGAGAUAGCAAUAAUCUGGAAAACCUCCCUCCACCAUAUAAUGGGCCAUUCUGUGGAAAAGCUAAAGUUCACACAGACUUCACACCAAGCCCGUAUGAUGGGGAUUCUCUCAAACUUAAAAAAGGAGACCUCAUUGACAUCAUUGAAAAGCCGCCUGUUGGUACCUGGACAGGGAUGCUAAGAAACAAGAUGGGAACUUUUAAAUUCAUCUAUGUCGACCUUGUGCUGGAAGAAACUGAAAUCCCCAAAAAGACUAAAACUAAAACAAGGAGCAAACGACAGAAGCCUAAGACUGUACUGGAGCUGUUGGAACGAAUUAACAUGGAGGAACAUAUUCCAACCCUUCUAUUGAAUGGCUACGAGACAAUAGAGGAUUUCAAGGACCUGAGUGAAAACCACCUGAUUGAGUUAAACAUCACGGAUCCUCAGCACAGGGUCAAGCUUCUCACGGCUGCUGAAUUCCUGCUGGAUUAUGACACUGGCAGUGAAACUGAAGACAUGACAGACUCAAGUUCUAUGGACCACAGUAUUCACAUUCCCCGUGACUCUGGCUGCUAUGAGGGCUCAGAUAAUCUAGAGAACAUUCGGGAUGAUAUGGAGAUAAUCAGCAUAGAUGAAGACAUUAAAAACCUGUCCUUAGUUGAAUCCACUGGGGUGAAACAUGCAGAGACUGAACAGUCGAUACCUGGGGAUACAACCUGUAAGGAAGGCUGAUGGUCUACAGGGGUCUCCAACCUUUUUUACCCGUGAGCCACAUUCAAAUGUAAAAAGAGUUGGGGAGCAACACAAGCAU
This is a messenger RNA of Xenopus laevis (African clawed frog), 1849 nucleotides long. It is a transcript of the gene sash3.S, whose product is annotated as SAM and SH3 domain containing 3 S homeolog. Lineage: Eukaryota; Metazoa; Chordata; Amphibia; Anura; Pipidae. The transcript is spliced from 8 exons. The coding region runs from base 595 to 1770 and encodes 391 amino acids. The record is from RefSeq and is a predicted model, not a curated record. Gene Ontology annotation, cellular component: cytoplasm; nucleus. Gene Ontology annotation, biological process: positive regulation of B cell proliferation; positive regulation of immunoglobulin production; positive regulation of adaptive immune response.